Molecule: messenger RNA, 10155 nt
Organism: Ochotona princeps (American pika)
Lineage: Eukaryota; Metazoa; Chordata; Mammalia; Lagomorpha; Ochotonidae
Gene: CPLANE1
Product: ciliogenesis and planar polarity effector complex subunit 1
Exons: 55
Coding region: 119-10024 (3301 amino acids)
Biological process (GO): cilium assembly
Cellular component (GO): ciliary transition zone
Molecular function (GO): protein binding
Source: RefSeq, a predicted model, not a curated record
GCCGGGCGCGCGACGCCGUUGCUCGGUCCAGUUUCCUCGCCCCGCUUUUCCGGCGUGGGGUGGACUCGGCUCCGGAGGAGCAUCAUGUGAGUGGUUUUACCUGAUCCGUAUCUGAAGCAUGGAGAUCAAAUUAGAAGUUCUAACAUCAACAAGUAUCAAGCAGAAGAAACCUUGGCCACGAGUCUCCUGGUUGGGGCAGGAAAAUGAAGCUGUUUUUCUGUUGGAUAAUAAAUUCAUAAAUGAAAUUAAUCUGCUCUCAGGAAGGACGAAGAAGAAAAUUCCUAGUGUGCAGCCUGUGUUGAAGGAUGUUACUGUCCUGACAACCUCUAGUAAUGCUGCCUGGCUGGCUGGGGUACUCGCUACAGGGGACCUUUUUAUUUGGAACAAAGAUCAAGAUUGUUUGAAAACCAUACAAGUCGCUGAAGAACCUAAAGAAAUAAUUAAAGCUACUGUAGCAUGCUCCUUCAGAUUAUACUUGUAUGUGUCUGGAAAUGGGAAGAGAAUUCUGCUUGUAACUCUCUCUGGAUGCAUUUUUCUCUGGGAGCAUUCUGAAUCCUCGACAAUCUUCUCUUCUAAAAGCCUGUCAUUAGUGGGCCGAUGGUCCCAGAUCAGACCUGGAGAAGCAGUUCUUUUGCCUUCCCCUGAAGAUAAAGAAGCUGUAGUGAAUGCUGUUUUUGUAAAAAAUGAGCUGUUUGGUGACUGCUGCCUCUGUGCGUUUAGCUUUUACUCUGGGGAAUGCCUGAGGCUAACAUUUCUGGCAAUUCGAUGGCAGGAGAAUGUGUUUACGCCUUUAAGAUUACCAUUGCACGUCUGCUGGGCGCAGCACAAUUGUGCUCUGUGCGAUCUGAGUCCUAAGUGCGCGUCCGUGAAGUCAAGAGGAGCUCUCAUUUCUGCCUUUUCGAGAGAUGGCCUUACCCUGGCAGUAACUCUGAAUCAGAAAGACCCGAAGGCAACUCAGGUAUUAUUUAUAAACACAGUGAAUUUUGCUACUGUUUCUGGUAGCCUUAAAGGCUGUAGUAAUAAGAACCCCGUGGUUCCAGCUACGCUUGUCAGGUCCUAUUGGAUAGGUGACAUCAGCUGGACUCAUGAUAGUCUUUUUCUGGCUUGUAUAUUAAAACGUGGCUCCUUGCUUAUAUUGACGUGCCAAGGUGAAUUGCUAACGUUAAUGACCUCUGGUUGCUCUAUAGAAUUUGGGCCGGCAGAAUUUAUUCCUCUUCAUCCUCUAAUAACAUACAGACCACAGCAUUUCAUGGGUCAAGAUUCAAAGAAUUCCGUAGAUUCAUCAGCUUCUGAGAAUGACCCUAUGAGACAGAGAUUUUCUGUAAAAACACACUCUCAGCUACCCUACCUCAUUGCUUCUGACGGUUACAUGGUCACAACCCUGCGGUUUGUUGAUAGACUGUCUCCAUCCUUGCUCAUGAGAUCACUGCUGCUGGACUCGACCCUGAGGCUUGAGAAGGCCUAUCAACGUAUGUCAUCCCUGAAGCCAAAAAGCAAAGGGUUGAACUUACGAUCACUGGAUUCCCUGAGGUCUAGCCUAUUAAAACACCACGGAAUUGAGAGUUCAGUGGAUCACACUGUCCCCAGGUUUUUGCAAGCAAGAGAGACAAUGAACUUGAAUGGAAACACAGAGGAAGUUCAGGACUUCGAAGCAGAGGAAAUGAAUGAAGGCAAAUACUUUCCAAACCAGUUAUUUUCUUUUUGGAACCAAAAACCUGACGAGCAGUUCAGUAGUAUCAAGGAGGGAAGAUUGGAAUUUGCGUCUAUGUUUGAUACGAUACAUGCAAAGGAUGACAGCAAGGAGGCAGACAGACCUGUUAGAGAGCUGCAUGCCAUCCAGAGAAAUCUGCUGUCAGCAUGGGCCAUAGGCAUUUCAAAAAAUGUGACAGAAAAAAAUACAAUGUUAAAUUACACAGUGGUUUGUAUCACUCAUUUUUUCUACGUUCUUCAAUUUAUAAAGUGUCCUUUUCCUAAACUUGAUCUUCCUUUAAGUGAGACCAGAAAACAUAAUGCGUGGCUGCUUUGUAUCUUUGAGUUUUUUCUUCAGUGUUUGUCCAUCCAGUAUUGGGAUGUGAGGUACAGGCAAGAUGUGGGAUAUUUGAUCAAGCUGACCUCAAAUACCAUCAGACUUUGUCUGGAUCAGCAACAGAAGGGUCGGUUCUCAGAGAAACUUUUAGCCUGUUUUUAUUUACUGAGAAUGGUAACUGACAAUUUAGAUGAUGUGUACAGCCUUCACCAUGAAGUUAUUUCAUCAGCUGACGGAAAUAGGACAGCAGAUCAAGACUCGUUGGUGGUGCCUGUUUUUCAAAUGUUGCAAGACCGUAAUUCUCAUGGAAACUGGACAUGGAAGUCAUCUUUCAAGAUUCAUCCACAAGUAACACGUGUUCAACAGCCAGGACAUAGAUUGGUUGUUCUCUGGAGAUUAUUGUACCAGAAAACUUUAUGGUAUCAAGCACAGUUAGGUCAAAGAGUUCCAGAAGGUGAUAGACAGUUAAUUGAAAAGAUGGCGUUUGAAGCAUCUACUGUCAAGUCCUUGUUGUGUUGCAUACAGGCUAACUUACAGACUGCUGGAGACCGUUUGAACCACACCUUAGAACUUACACCUAUCAAGGGUGAAGAGUGUUUCCUGUUAGGUGAAUAUGAAAAGUGUGUUGAUUGGUGGAAUCAGGCACUACGAGAAGCCCAGGAGAAAGGAGGAAGGAGGACGUGUUUUCUUCAGACGCGCUAUUAUCUUUCUGUAUUAUACUGCUACCUCUAUAGUUAUAAUUUAAAUGAUGCUCAAGGAUUAUGUGAUCUACUAGUGAGGGAGAUACUGAGAUGGUCCCAACUGCCUGUAAAUGAACACGACGAUUGUCCAGUUUCUGAGACGUGUCUUAGUGAGUUUGGAGUGACUGGACGUGUCCAUCCAGAGGCAGCAGUCAGAGCUGUCCAGGCCAUGGCUCGUUUCAUGGCUGCCUAUUUCACCAAUCAGCUGCUCUGCAUUUUGCCACCUCACAAUGUGAGUGUUCUUCCUCCAGUCCAUAUGAAAACAGAGCAGUCCCUGCGACUUAUACCUCUGCAACACUCUAAGGUGGCCGCUGCUGUUAGAACUCAGAAUCUCUCCAGUGUGUGGACUGUUGAAUACGCCCUGGAAUUACUGUUUAUUGGUGGCCUGAUUCCUGAGGCUGUGUGGUUGGCACAUAAACUUGGAGAUUGGAAGACAUCUGUUUCGAUCGGUGUGGCUUUCCAGUUCUGUAAACAUGAUAGCAAUUUCACAAGGUCUAGAAAAAAGGAUCUGAAUCUCCCAUUAAGUAUGACUCCAGCACAGGUUUUCCAGGAAAAACUGAAGGGUUUUUUGGGUCAGCCAGCCUCUGUGGAAGCAAAAAAUGAAAUUCGUUCAAAAUGUAAACAAUUUACAGAUCCCAUUGAGGAGGAAGAUGCAAACCUGCUGUUUGGUUCAGUGCAGGAAGUGCUGAAAGCGUCGGUCAUGGCGGAUGCGGAUGUUCUCUCGGAGCCAUUGCAGCUUCUGAUAGACUCCGCCAAGGACUUCAGUAGGAGGCUCUGGGGCUUGGUGCCAGUGGGCAUGUACCUCCCUGCUCCACCGUUGUAUUGUCCCCAGCCAGCUGUGCUUAGUGAAGAAGAUGGUGAUGAUCUUCCUCUAAAAGCUGAAAAAGACAAUCGCCAGAAGGUGUCUGGAAUCCUCCAGCGUGUUCUCCUGCUUUUCCGAGCUGCUCGGUGUUCCGUUCCUGUGGCACAGUGGUAUAUCUUGCAGCUGAGAUGGGCAAGAAAAGUCAUGCAGAAGAUUCGAAUGAAAGGAUCCCUUCCUGCAUUGGGUCCUUUCCCUGAAUCCUUACUCAGUUACUGUAAAGGGGGCAUAGCAUUCUUUAGACCAGGAGCGACUGGGGACCGCAAACUUGAUGAAGUUUCCAUCACAGCAAUAGGUUGCUUCAGGGAGCUCUGUGCGUUGUGUUGGAUGCUGCACGUCCGUGAUAAGUUAUCCUAUAGUUGCAGACAGUAUCAAAAAGCAAGAGAAAGCAUCAAGACAGAAAAGGACCUGGAAGUCGAGUUUGAUUCUUGUAUGGUUGAGCACUGCCUCAGUGCAGUAGAUUGGGCUUACAGAAUGCUGCCUUUUUCUCGGUUUUUUAACAUUGAGGAACUUAUUCAGGAUAUAAUUUUGAGCCUUCUUGGAGAAUUGCCACCAAUCAGAAAGGUAGCAGAAGUAUUUGUGAAAGCCUUCCCCAAUCCUGAGGACAUAAGGGUUCCUUUAAGAGAGAAAUACCAUUCUCUUCAGCAGCGACUCCGGCACUGUGUUGUGAAAGGUCCCCAGACUGAGGAGAUGAUGUCUGUCAUCAUGCAUUCUGUCCGCAAAGUGAGUGUGAAAGCCCUCAAACGCGUGCAGAGAAACAUCGGGUCGUUCGAGAUGAAUAUAUGGGAACCUGCUGAAGAGAAGCCGGAAGAGACUGGAGGUCUUGACAGGUUCUCCCUGGGGACCAGCCUCAGUAGGAGCACCCUAACGGAUCUGGGGAGUUCCCUGACUCACAGUGAGGCCGACACUGCAGAGACGCGCUCGGAAGCGUUUUCUGUGGAAGGGAGAAGUAGCAUGUGUCUCUCUCAGAGAAGUGCCACCAAUCCUAUGGACUGGACAUGGAUUGGCAAGCCUGGUGAUAAGAAGGAAAGCAAUCAGAACCUACAAGGAAACACUCACAGGAAAGAUGAAAAGUUACCACAAAAUGGUCUUCCUGUGAUAGGUGUUUGGGAAUUUGAACGUGAUGAUGAUGAAUAUAUUAAAUUCCUUGAUCUCUUCUUGAGUUAUGUUCUGGAAAGAGACCUACAGAAUUCCAGGAAUCCCGGCAUUCCAUUGCUCACCAGCUUUUCUGGACAGCUUAGAGAACAUGAGCUGAAUUCUUUACUUUUUGAUGUACAUACAACAUUGAAGCGACGCCAGGGCAAGACCAAGAGCCAGAGUGUGUUCAGAGCUGGCUCUUGCUUUGUUGUCUCUCCCGAGUGUCAGGAUUCGGAGAAAUUUUCCUCCUUAUGCGAGGAAAGCGCCCUCCAUUUAGGACAGCAGGCGCUUUCAUCCUCAGUUCUGGUUCAUCCGGGGAUCAGGCCUCUUUUAGAGAACCGUAUAAAUGAAGUCAGUGGAAACGAAGGUAGGAAUGGAUUGUUUGGUUUAAAACAAAAUUCAGUUUACAGAGUACAAGCUGAUCGUCGAGAGAAGCUGCAGACCCUGAGAUCAUCAGACCUGUCUGGAGCUCCCAAGGGCACCAAAACAAAGAGAUCUAUUUUCAGAGCAAUUCAGGAGGGUGACAUGAGCCCUCAGGAGGACCUUCCUCUAGCACUCGGCGACACACUGGGCCGGGUGGGAAGACUGCUGGAGUGGAUGAUAAGGUGGUCUGACAGGAGACUGCUCUGUGACCCUGGCACACUGCAGUCAUCUUGUGGGUAUAGACCAGUGAUUCGUGUAAGGACCUCUGCAGCCGCCAUCCUGACAUCACUGUGGCUUCUGGAACAGCCCUAUUUUGCUAUGUACAAGGCAAGAAAUGCCAGUAUUAAGGUGCUAGGAAAUCAUUCCGCUGGGUCUCAGACUGGACUCAGUCCUGGGAGGGAGCUCAGAACAGAUGCUGGCUGUUCAGCUGCAGCAGCUCCGCAUGGAACUGAGGCAAGAAUUAAUCAGAAGCAAUCUUGUUCCAGUAUCUACAAAAAUCCAAUGGAAGCAGAAGCCCCUGAAAUAGAAGAAACCAGUGACGAGAUUAUCUCCAUCUCUUGUAACACGGAAAAGGAGCAUGUAUGUGUCACUGCGGAUGUGUUAGAAGUGGAAACAUUUACACAGGAGGAAGUGGGUGUGCACUUAUCAGACUGUGAAGAAUAUGCUAGAGAUACUGGAGGAAAUCUCCAAAGUCCCAGUGUUGCCAUUUGCAAACUGACUUCGCCUCAGAAGUUGGAAAAAGAACGUUUCACAAAAUUGCUCCAGUUCCCCAGGGAUGAACCAUCAGAGACCAGUAAGGAGGAAGACCAGACUGGCCUGGAAAGUAUGAUUGACGCCCUCGAAAACCCUGAACAUGCCAUUUCUCCCUCUUUUAGGGCAAAUACAAACUCAGAAAUGUCUAGUGCACAGAUUUCUGCACGUAAAGCGGAGUCUCCAGCCCCACCCCCAGUACCAAGUGGAAUCAGUGUUGCUUCACAAACACCUGCAGCUCCUCAGCAGACACAGGACCACGAGCAUGUGGCUCUGUUACCAAACCCUUCCGGUUCUGUUAGCCAGCUGCUCCAAGAUGAAAUGUUGAAAUUGGUUCAGCUGCAACAGAUCAACUUCUUGAGCUUAAUGCAAAUAGUAGGAUCUUCCUUCUCUAACCUGCCAGAUAUACAUCAGCUUCUACAGCCGUCUCAGCCUGUGUGUUUACAGGGAAGCCAAGCAUCGAACCCCACAAACAGGAAUGAUUGUGUUGAAGAGAACAGCAGAAAUCCUAAGGAAAGUUCUCGUAUGAAGCCACAUUCGAUGGGAGGGUACAGCAAAGAACCUGGCAAGGAUAGCCCUCACUGCCAAGAAGGAAUUACCCAAUCUGAUCAAAACAACGAUGGGAAUUUACCGAAUGUUCCACGUGGGAGUAUUCCUUCAGUUCAUUUAGGCAGCCAAACCCAGAAGAGAGAACCAACUCCAGCAUCUGAAAGCUUGCCACCCUCAGGGUCUGCCGUAGCUCCUGUUGGAAGUACUCACCUCUACCUUCUGUCCACACCUUCUGUUUUUCCGAAAACACCUAGACUCCUCCCACCUGCAGAAACGUUUAGUCCUAGUGAUGGUUUUCCUUUGCUUCAGUUUCUGCCUAAGCAGGAGUUCAGACCCCUUUGCUUACCUGCAGUUCCCAUCAGGCCUCUGGCCCAACCAAGAGAGGCUUGGAGAGUCUCGGAUUCUUUGCAGCCUCCUCUGACCCAGACUGUAAUGUGCCCUCUGUCAGUAUCUCCUUGGGAUGGAAGCCAGCAUAAUGUGGAAGCCGCCUCAACAGCUGCUGGGAAAUGGGCACACACUGUGGCUAGAGAGAUCCCUAAGCAGGUGAACUUGGAUUGGGAUGCUGGACCUGCAAAUGUGACACCUCAGCAGGAUUCUUCAGUAACGUUAAGUCCCCCCAAAAUACCUAAUAUUCAACUGGGGCCCCUGGAGAUUCCUCCUCAGAAUUCCCUUGGACUCCCCUUGUUACACCUACAACUUCCUCCUCCUAUAGUCUCAGCGACCUCCAGGGCAUCAAUUGCAGUUCCUGCAGUACCCAUCAGAGCUGUUGCAGAGGAGAGCAGAUUUUCAGGACUAUCAUUGCUUCAUUCAUGCCUAUCUCCAGAAAAUACGUUUAAGAAGCCACAACUCAUCCCACUGGAAAACCUCCUUGCGCUGAAACAACGCCAGCAGAAGCUGACACAGAAUUUAUUUGAACAAGGUGAUUCUGCGCAGCUGCAGCUUCUGAAGGCCAAAAUCGAAUCGUCUGAAGUAAGGCAAGAAAAGGACAGUAAAAAAAGGCAAAGGCGUCGAGCCCUGAAAGAGCUGCAGGCAAAAAGCUCCGAGAAACUGAAAAGAAACCCAGCUGUCACUUCACAACCAGAGGAUUCACUCACUAAGAGCGCUCAUCUCCAAGCGGCUGUGAAACCCCAGGAACAGCAGGAGCAUCACGCUUCCCAGCCUGUGGAUGGGUUUGAUAUUCCUUUUGAAAUGCUACAAGAUGAUAUUAAUUCUUCAGCUGGACUGCAUUUCAUGGCUUCUGUAAGAAAGAAAGCUACAGGAAGCCAGGAUGCAAGUACAAAUACAGACCCAGCACCUAAUGUGUUAGAGAACAAGGAAGCAGCUUCUCCCGUACUUGCUCCUGAAGGUGGAGAAAAUCGACACGUCACUCCUUCUCCUCCAGAGCAUGAACCUUUGCAAAUUCCUCAGCAGUUGGUUCCAGAUGUAUGUCUAAACCCCGAAUUUUCCCUGGAAGUACAAGAGAGGGCUUCGUCACCUUCAGCCUUUAAUAUGACAACAAAUUCGGCGGGCCACGCUUACCUGGAUGUGAUGGACAUUCAGGCUGAUGAGCUGCUGCAGGAGCUGGCCGUCACCGAAGGGCCUUCCAGUGACAGCAUGCCCGUGCAAGCCCCGUCAGGUGCCGAGCUGCACCACCUGGCCGCGUCAGUUACUAAUGCUGUUCCUCCACACAAGUUCAACAGCCAAGACUGUGCCAGUUCUGCUCUGGGUUUACUCAUACCUGCAAAAGAGACUCCAGGACUUCUGGAAGGAAAAAGCUGGAGAGAGGCUGUUACAGAAGUGAAGGAGCCCAGCUUCUGCUCAGCUGUACCACCAGCCAGGCUGCACGAGAGAGGGAGAGCCAGAGGAGGACAGGCAGAGACUAGAAAAGAUCUUCUGUCCGCGAGUUCGUUUUCCAGCAGCCCGCAGCAGCCCAGGAUGGGCCCGGAUGAAGAUGCAGCCAAACCGGAGCUCAGAGCGCGGAGCACGGGAGCCGCCUGUGCGGAAGGGGAGCUGCUGCGGAGCCGGCCGCGGGAGACGCCUGCGCCUCGGCCUACUCCCAGCCCCGCGGCCCGCUGCCUCCAGCGCCUCGCCGCCAAGCUUCGGGAGAUUGACGAGCAGCUGCUGGCGGUGCAGAACAUGGCCCAAAGCAUAGAGCAGGACUUCCCCGGGCCCGAAGUGCUGGGUCUCCACAGUACCCAGGUGAACCACAGUGAAUUGUCUGCUGGCUUUGAAUUUGAAAAACCAUUCCCUUCAAAAACCAUGAGCGUUUCUGAAGAAGUGCAAGUCCUGGCUCCUGGGGAUGAGGAAGAUCAGAGUGACCAGGAGGAGACUUCAGCCCAGCUGUCGGGAGCAGAGCCUCUGUGUCCUCAGCAGCCCCGCGUGCUUCCUGGUGCUGACGCAGCGGCCAGCCCCUCCAGUGGGCAGCACACGCCUUCUCCCGGUGCAAAUAACAGUGAGGAGUUUGCUGACAGCCUUUCCGUAGAUGCUCUCCAGGUGACUGGGCUGACGGACAUCGCAGACAUUAUUGAUGAUCUUAUAACCGGAGGUGGAGUUUCCAGUGAAGAGCUUGGCCUAACAGAACAGCAAGCUAAGAGUAUCUCCAGGAUUCAGCGUUCUGGCAAACGUCCACAAAGAACUGAGAAGGAGAGGAGAGAGAUCCAAGUGUGGAUGAAAAGGAAGCGGAAAGAAAGGAUGGCAGAGUACCUGAGUGAGCUGGCGGAGAAGCGAGGGCAAGAGCAUGCGCCCUUCUGUUCCCGAAGCAACCCAUUUUAUAUGACCUCAAGGGAAAUCAGACUGAGGCAAAAGAUGAAGCGCGAAAAAGACAGGUUGCUGCUGUGUGACCACUACAACCGUCGGAUCUCACAGGCAUACACUCUGAUGAACGAACUGCUGUCUGAGUCAGCUCAGCUCCCGGGAGCCACACACACACCACCGCCCCCCAAACCCAGCCCGGCGCCGUCCCCCAGGUGGCACCAUUGCCCUUCUCCAAGGAGGGAGAAUCAGCACAGUCACAGCUGUCCAGUAAACCGACCUGGAAAAUGCAGAUAUACAAGAAAACCAAGUUGCACCAAUAAGAAGAAACCUUUUGGGCAACUUCAGAGUUCACCUUGGGCACAUGGAUCCGCCACCUGGACCACACAAGAAAGAGCUGGCAGUGCCAAACCUGCAGGAAGGAAGCCUAUGAGGUCCCCAGUCACCCUCCAAAGAGGUUCUAAUGUUGCACAUCAUAGUUGGCAACAUACAAUAAAACGAGGAGGUGCUGGGCUUGUCCCGCGAACGCAGGAGGCACGUGUGGAGUGUGAGAGAGAGGAGGCCGUGGUGAGUCCCUGGACGUUACCUUCCGAAGUCCAGGCGAUCCUUCAGCGGAGGCACGGCUCCCUCUCCCCGGAUUUGUCAGCAACUGAAGGUGAAGAGCUAAAGCUGCCCUUUGGGGCCAGGGGCACGGACAGCGUGUCUGAGAGCACAGGCAGCAUCCUGAGCAAGCUCGACUGGAACGCCAUCGAGGACAUGGUGGCCAGUGUGGAGAAGAGUCCCUCUGUGCGCUGGCCGCUGGACCUGUGAGCGUUGGCCAGCAUUCCUGAAGACAGGCCAGCCCCUCAGGAACGGGACCUGGGGAGCAGCAGCGCAGGAAGCAAAACGACUUGCCAGCCCGCGCCCUGUGACUACAUGGGGGUAGUUCCUUCAGGUGGAUA